Closterium sp. NIES-65 is the source of this 909-nucleotide messenger RNA. The record is from the annotation of a GenBank genome assembly. Lineage: Eukaryota; Viridiplantae; Streptophyta; Zygnematophyceae; Desmidiales; Closteriaceae.
AUGGAGGGCAUGCGGUUCGAGCAGCUGCGGUGGGACGGCGACGACGUGUCGCCCGAGGACCACGUGCAGCGCGCCGCGGGGAUCGUGGCGCGCGCGAAGCGAGUCGUCGCGUUCACCGGCGCGGGGAUCUCCGUUGAGUCAGGCAUUCCGGACUUCCGCAGUGCGCAUGGGCUGUGGGCGCGCUUCGACCCCGCCACCUACUGCAGCUACCCGGUCUUCCAAACCAAGCCGGAGAUGUUUUGGGAGAUGGUGCAGGCACUGCUGGCGGACUUGGCCCCGGCGCGCCCCAACCCAGCGCACGUGGCGCUGAGGGAGCUGCAGCAGCUGGGGCUGCUCUUGUGCGUUGUCACUCAGAACGUUGAUGGGCUGCACCAGGAGGCGGGCAGUGAGGGCGUGGUGGAGGUGCAUGGCAACACGCGCACGUGCACGUGCAUGGCAUGCGCCCACAGCGUACCCAAGGAGGUCGCACUGACGCAGCUCGAUAAGGGAGUGGCAGUGCCGGUGUGUCCAGUGUGCUCCGGUGUGCUGAAGCUAGACGUGAUUCUCUUUGGAGAGCCCAUGCCUGCAGCGGCCAUGUCUGAAGCUGUUGCUGCUGCUGCGUCCGCUGAUGUGCUGCUAGUCAUUGGCACUUCUCUCAUGGUGGCGCCAGCCAACAGCCUCACGCACAUGUGUCGAAUGCGUGGAGGCAAGGUGAUAGCCGUUAACCUUGACCCAGAUGCGUUUGUGUCUGCAGAUGUGGGGCUGGAGGGCAAGGCAGGGGAGGUGCUGCCGCAGCUGGUGGCAGCAGUCAGGCAAAGACUGGGGAAGGUGCAAGGGGUUACUGCUGCUGCUGGGGGUGAUGGGGUGAAUGGGCCGGGGGAGAGUGAGGGAGGGGCGAAGGGAAUCUUGAAUCGAUUAGGAUUUAGCUAG